UUUCUAUUUCUUCCUCGACUCUACAGGCUAUGCUCUCGGCUGUUGCGUCUGCUGUCUCUCCGCUGCGGCUCUGCCGACUGGCCUCGACGGCUGCUACGCCGUUUGCCUCGUCGCGGGUCACGGCUGUGCUGGGUGCCCAGUGGGGCGACGAGGGCAAGGGCAAGCUGGCGGAUGUGCUGGCGGAGGACUACGAUGUGGUGGGCCGGUUCAAUGGUGGGGCCAACGCCGGACACACGGUCAUUGCCGAUGGGGUCAAGUACGCGUUCCAUCUGCUGCCGUGCGGACUGGUCUACCCGCACACGCUCAACAUCCUGGGCAACGGAACAGUCAUUCACCUGCCGUCAAUGUUUGACGAGCUGGCGCAGCUUGAUGGGACGUCGGUUAGCUGGGAGGGCCGCCUCAAGCUCUCGAACCGGGCGCACCUGCUCUUCGACUACCACCAGAUCAUCGAUGGGGUGCUGGAGGAGCGGCGGGGAGCCGGCAAGUCGCUCGGCACGACCAAGAAGGGCAUCGGUCCAGCGUACGCAUCCAAGGCGCUGCGUCUCGGCAUCCGGGUCGGCGACCUGGUCGACUUUGACGACUUUGCCGCCAAGUUCCGGUCGGCGGUCGACUCGCACCAGAAGAUGUACGGGUUUGACUACGGCAUCGACGACGAGCUUGAGCGCUACCGCGCGUUUGCGGACAUCCUCACCAACGGCGACAUGAUUGUCGACUCGGUGGCGUACGUCAACCAGGCGUACAACGAUGGCAAGCGCAUCAUCCUGGAGGGCGCCAACGCUGCGCUUCUCGACCUCGACUACGGCACAUACCCGUUUGUCACCUCGUCGCCGACCACGGUGGGCGGCGUGUGCACUGGCCUCGGUCUCGCCCCGGGUAAGAUCGAGUGCACCGUCGGCGUCGUCAAGGCGUACACGACUCGCGUCGGGUGGGGCCCGUUCCCGACCGAGCUCACCGACGUCAACGCCGGCGGCGAGCGCGCUGAAGGCGCACCUGGCGCCGAUAUCGGCGCCCAUCUUCAGUCUGUCGGCGGUGAGAUUGGAGUGACUACCGGCCGGAAGCGCCGGUGCGGCUGGCUCGACAUCCCGCUGCUGCAGUACUCGAACAUGGUCAACGGCUACUCGGCGGUCAACGUGACCAAGCUCGACGUUCUCGACGACCUGGAGACCAUCAAGAUCGGUGUUGCCUACCGCGACUCGACCACCGGCGAGACCCUGGCCCCGGGCCACAUGCCGUCGACCAUCGCCGAGCUCGCACGCGUCGAGGUCGUGUACGAGGAGGUGCCCGGCUGGCAGUCAUCGACCCAGGGCAUCACCGAGUGGGCUGAGCUCCCUCCCAACGCCCAGGCUUACAUCCAGCGCAUGGAGGAUCUGCUCGAGGUGCCCAUGACCUGGAUCGGUACUGGCCCCGGUCGCGACGAGAUGGUCAUCAAGCCGCACGCCUAG
Thecamonas trahens ATCC 50062 is the source of this 1442-nucleotide messenger RNA. Its product is annotated as adenylosuccinate synthetase. Gene Ontology annotation, molecular function: GTP binding; adenylosuccinate synthase activity. Gene Ontology annotation, biological process: IMP metabolic process; 'de novo' AMP biosynthetic process. Lineage: Eukaryota; Apusomonadida; Apusomonadidae. The record is from RefSeq and is a predicted model, not a curated record. Bases 30 to 1442 code for a protein of 470 amino acids. Gene Ontology annotation, cellular component: cytoplasm. The transcript has 2 exons.